Coffea arabica (coffee) is the source of this 616-nucleotide messenger RNA. RefSeq names its product monothiol glutaredoxin-S6-like. NCBI's taxonomy places the organism in Eukaryota, Viridiplantae, Streptophyta, Magnoliopsida, Gentianales, Rubiaceae. The record is from RefSeq and is a predicted model, not a curated record.
AGCAAGCCUUAUAACUUCCUAUCAACUAACUCAAUUGCUGGAGCACAUUCAUACAUAGCUCUUGAUUUCACAUUUUUGCCAGAAGUAGAAUGGAUAUAGUGAUGCGAUUGGGGUCAGAAAAGCCAGUGGUGAUCUUCAGCAAGAGCAACUGCGGCAUUUCCCACGCUAUUAAGAUGCUGAUAUGCGGUUUCGGGGCGAAUCCUACUGUUUAUGAGCUUGAUCAACAUCCAGUAGGAACGGAAAUGGAGAAUGCAUUGGUAGCAUUAGGAUGCUACCCAAGUGUACCUGCCGUUUUCAUAGGGAAGCAAUUUGUUGGUGGUUCCAACGAGGUUAUGGACCUCAAUGUCCAGGGUAAGUUGAAGCCAAUGCUUAUCAAGGCCAGGGCAAUAUGGAUGUGAUAAACACACGUAGAAUUUACCAUCUAAGCAAUUCAGCCUAGGUCUUCUGUCUCGUUUUAGCAUAUAUGGAGUCCUACCAGUUUUUUUUUUUAAAUUUUAGUUUAAACCCGUUUCGAGUCUUCGUCGAGUUAUAUCACAUCAAAGUUAUAUGUAUUACGUUCUUGUACUCUCAUUAUGAAAUAAUAAAAAUGUCUAGUGGGUCAUAUAUAUCAUGGUAA